CAACUUUUUGUCCAGCACACACACUCACACACUUGGAGCGACGUGGUUUUUUUUCCCUCCCCCUUCAACAGCCGCAGCAGGCGGGCGACACCGGACCGGAGCGACCUCCGCACUGAAGCCCGCCCCGCAGCGCUCGACUGGCGGCUACGUGACACCCGGGCGGCCCGCUGUCAGCUCCCGCUUCAUACCUGGCCGGCGACCGGGGCGAGCGCCGCCAUGGCCGAGCGCUUCGACUGCGACAACUGCAAAGAGUCCCUGUACGGCCGCAAGUACAUCCAGUCGGACGAGAGCCCCUACUGCAUCCCGUGCUACGACAGCCUCUUCUCCAACACCUGCCACGAGUGCAAGGAGCUCAUCGGCCACGACGCCCGCGAACUCUUCUACGAGGACCGGCACUACCAUGAGCACUGCUUCCGCUGUUUCCGCUGCGAGCGCUCGUUGGCGGACGAGCCCUUCACCAACCAGGAGGACGCGCUGCUCUGCAACGACUGCUACUGCAACGAGUUCUCGUCCAAGUGCGUCGCCUGCGACAAGAUCGUCAUGCCAGGUACGAGGAAGCUGGAGUACGCCGGCUCCACGUGGCACGAAGGCUGCUUCGUGUGCCGCGCCUGCGAGCAGCCCAUCGGCUCCAAGUCCUUCAUCCCCGAGAAGGACGAGCACUACUGCGUGCCGUGCUACGAGGACAAGUUUGCACCGCGCUGCACGCGCUGUCAGAAGAGCCUGGCCAAAGGCGGCGUGACCUACCGGGACGAGCCGUGGCACAAGGAGUGUUUCGUGUGCAGCGGCUGUAAAACGCAGCUGGCCGGCCAGCACUUCACCUCGCGCGACGACAGCCCCUACUGCCUCAAGUGCUUCGGGAGCCUCUACGCCAAGAAGUGCGAGGCCUGCGGCAAACCCAUCACAGGUUUCGGCGGAGGCAAAUACAUCUCGUUCGAGGAGCGCCAGUGGCACCAGCCGUGCUUCACCUGCACGCAGUGCUCCGUGUCGCUGGUGGGCGCCGGCUUCUUCCCCGACGGCGAGCGCAUCCUGUGCCGCGACUGUCACAACGGCCUCUAAAGACCCCCGCGCUCCCCCCCUUGCAUUCCACUCGAGUCACGUCAUAGCCAAAGGCUUGUGUAGACCCAGCCAGGUGAUACACACAAAAACCACAAGGCACUUUUUCCAAAGUGGACCGCCGCCAAACGCCUUGAUACGGCCUAGUGCCCGAGCGCAACUUGUUACGUAAUUCCGAACGACAUAAUUCUUGAAUUUAUUUGUUGAAAGACUAAUGAUCAAAGGGAGCCCAUAAUCAUCAUGUUUUCACUACAUUUUGAAUGUCACUUUUCUCUCUCUCGCACACAAAGAUCACGAUGCAUUAUCUCUGAUCAUCUUGACCAGGUCACUGUAUAUAACGACACAAAAAUUAGUACAACAUCCAAUCAACAUUUUUUUUUUUUAGAAAACCUACUUUCUGACAGCCUUGUGUUCUCGCCAUAGAACAAUAUAAAUAAGGUUAAUUUUGCACUUUUUGAACAAGAGACUCUCAUGUUACCAUGUUGUGUGCACAUAAAUAAAACACAAAAACAUGGCACAAAA
Messenger RNA from Hippocampus zosterae (dwarf seahorse), 1575 nucleotides. It is a transcript of the gene fhl3a, whose product is annotated as four and a half LIM domains 3a. Lineage: Eukaryota; Metazoa; Chordata; Actinopteri; Syngnathiformes; Syngnathidae. The transcript has 6 exons. Bases 217 to 1056 code for a protein of 279 amino acids. Gene Ontology annotation, biological process: actin cytoskeleton organization. The record is from RefSeq and is a predicted model, not a curated record. Gene Ontology annotation, molecular function: transcription coregulator activity; actin binding. Gene Ontology annotation, cellular component: Z disc; nucleus; stress fiber.